Molecule: messenger RNA, 2079 nt
Organism: Exophiala xenobiotica
Lineage: Eukaryota; Fungi; Ascomycota; Eurotiomycetes; Chaetothyriales; Herpotrichiellaceae
Exons: 1
Coding region: 1-1749 (582 amino acids)
Source: RefSeq, a predicted model, not a curated record
AUGACAAUCGAAGGUCGUAGCCUCGUCGAGGGAGCUGCCUCCGGAGAUCUCCUGGUGUCGAAUGUUGCGCUGAGCUGCUGGGGCGGCGUCGAUUCUGAGACUGGGAUUGUUGUUGAUCAGCAUCAUCCUCUCAAGGGCGACUGCCUUACAGGUCGGAUCCUCGCUAUCCCUUGCGGUCGAGGAUCAUGUACCGGAAGUGGCAUCAUCCUCGAGCUCCUGCUGCGCAAACGAGGACCGGCAGCUCUGGUCUUUCACCAUGUUGAAGAGAUCCUUACGCUCGGUGUCAUGAUCGCGAGAGCAAUGUUUGGGCGCUCAAUUCCUGUUCUCGUCAUAUCCGCGAAAGACUUUUCACGUCUACGGAGCGGCCAGCCGGCCACUGUUCGAGGCUCGGAGCUUCUAUUUGGAUACGGCGCGUCAGAGGCACAGGGUUCUUCUGUACCACAGCUUGGCGCAACUUCCUCAAGGAGCGUCAAGCUCACACAAAGAGACGAACGUACGCUGGCCGGCGCGUUUGGUCCGGCAGCUAAGCUGGCUAUGGAGAUUCUAGUCAGUGUGGCUGAGAUGCAAGGCGCAAAGGCCUUCCUUGACGUCUCUCAAGCUCAUAUUGAUGCUUGCAUCUACAUUGGACCGGCAAGCCUCGACUUCGCAGAGACAUUCCUGUCACUAGGUGCCAAGUUUGCUGUUCCGACAACCUUGAACUCGAUAUCCAUUGAUCAGCGCCGCUGGAAAGAGAUCGGAAUGGAUCCAGUCCUGGCAAAAGAAGCCCAGAGGCUAGCACAAGCGUACAUGUCGAUGGGUGCAGCAAUGAGCUUUACAUGUGCACCUUACCUGCUUCGCACAGCACCUGGAGCCGGCGAGGACAUUGGCUGGGCCGAGUCCAAUGCAGUCGUGUUUGCCAACAGCGUCUUAGGCGCCCGGACUCAAAAGUAUCCCGACUUCCUCGAUGUAUGCAUUGCUUUGACAGGACGGGCCCCGGCUGCUGGGUGCCAUCUGGAGCAACAUCGCUUGCCAAAGUUGAAAGUCAUUGUAAACAGCUUUUUCGAGGCCGAUGACACAUUUUAUCCGCUGCUAGGGUAUCAUAUUGGCGCACUAGCAGGACCUGAUAUCCCACUGAUAAGUGGUUUGGAGAGUCUGGAUCCAAGUAUAUCAGACCUAAAGGCGUUUGGAGCGGCUUUUGCCACGACAGCCUCGGCACCAAUGUUCCAUAUCCGGGGCGUGACACCUGAAGCAGACAAAGUGAGCCUAUCCAGUGCAGGGCUGCCUAGCCAUGCAGUCAGUAGAGAAGUCCUGAGGAAUUCUUGGUAUCAGCUGAACACGGCAACCGAUUCCUCGGUAGGACUUGUGUCGCUCGGCAAUCCUCAUUUCUCGUUGGAAGAAUUUGCAACGCUCGCAAGGCUAUGCUCAGGUUGGAGAAAGCAUGCCAACGUGGAAAUCGUCGUGACCACAAGUCGAACUGUCAGUGAGAAGGCUUCUGAAGCGGGGUUUCUCGAUAUCUUGAACGAUUUCGGUGCUCGUGUGAUCACGGAUACCUGUUGGUGCAUGCUAGGUGAGCCAGUAGUGCCCAUCCGUGCGAAGAACAUCAUGACGAAUUCUGCAAAAUAUGCGCAUUAUGCACCAGGGAUGGUGCAGCGAGGGGUUCAUUUUGGCAGUUUGUCGAGAUGUGUGGAAGCAGCAUGCAAGGGGGAAGUUGGGCCUGCCAUGCCGGAGUGGCUGACUGAGGACAGACUCGAGCUGAAGUACAUGGAUUGAGUAUCUGUCGCCAGGACGACCAAGUCUGAUCGGACGUUGCUCGCUUUCCACACAAAGGUGUGGAGGCUUCAAGUGCUGAAAGCCUGAGUGAAGGUCUCACCAUGCGCCAUGACGCAAGAUAUCUCUUUCAGCUGAGUUGACUCUGUCAAGAUCACGAUUGAAACGUUGCGUUGGUCGGGGCAUCCCUGAAGUGUGGAAGUGGCGCCCAAAGAGCACCAAGCUUCCAUCAUGGUUAAGGUCAAAAGCUUGGAAUGCUUGUCUGACAUGAGACACAGGGCCUUCCAGGGUAAGGACCACUUAGCGACCUCGCCCUGCCCUAUCCACGUCAUA